GUUUUGUUUGCGUGGAUCGUUUCCGCAGAAAUGUCAGUGCCGAACUGCCGGUGAACCGAACUUAACAAAUAAAUGAAUUAAAGUAUUUCGUUCGGCCGAUAAAGGAACAGUAGUUCUCGUUCCAGUGUAUACAGUGUUUUGGGGAUCAACACUGCGUUACGAAAUGAUCCCAACGACACGCUUGCUAGCCAUGUCCUCAAAAGCCGCUGCAGGUAACUAACUAACUAGCUAGCUAAUGUUAGCUAGGCUAACGCGUUGCGAUAGAUGGACCAUAGCUUGCUAACUCGCUAGCUGGUUUUCAUUUUCUCUUGUCCUCACCAUUGUGUUUUACUUAGACCUAUUCGUUACAUUCCACGUCUCUACAGUAACAUUAGGAUAUGCUGUGUCAAUAGGCUUGUGUGUAGCUAGUUUGCAUAGAUAGUUUAACUUUUAAACCCAACUAGCCGACGUUAGCGUCUAGCCCACGACAUUUUCAACACGUAACGUUAGCUAGCUAGCCCUCUGCGGAACCCUACCAUCAAAUCAAGCUUUCCCCCAGUUUCGUUUUUUAUUAACUUGAGAAACUAGUUCUCUGGAAUACGAUGGCUUCUUCGUCGGGAAACGAUGACGACCUCACCAUUCCCAGGGCAGCCAUCAACAAAAUGAUCAAAGAAACUCUUCCCAACGUACGGGUUGCCAACGAUGCAAGAGAACUUGUUGUGAACUGCUGCACAGAGUUCAUACAUCUAAUCUCAUCAGAGGCGAAUGAAAUAUGUAACAAGUCUGAAAAGAAGACCAUAUCACCUGAACAUGUCAUUAAUGCACUUGAAAGCCUGGGUUUUGCGUCGUACAUCACAGAGGUGAAGGAUGUCCUGCAGGAGUGUAAAACAGUAGCACUUAAAAGGAGGAAGGCCAACUCUCGCCUGGAAAACCUGGGCAUCCCAGAGGAAGAGCUCCUCAGACAACAGCAGGAACUAUUUGCUAAGGCACGGCAGCAGCAGGCCGAGCUGGCCCAGCAGGAGUGGCUCCAGAUGCAGCAAGCUGCCCAGCAGGCCCAGUUGGCUGCAGCAUCCGCCAGCACUGGACAGCAGGCUGGCUCCUCCCAGGAUGAGGAUGAUGAGGAUGACAUGUGAUUAUGAAGAUGAUACCUGGGUCUGGGCUGCAACAUACAAAACAUUUAGAACAGAUAAUAAAAACAAGAAUUUCUUAUUGGAUAACUACAGAUAGUAGGCUACCACCUGUUUCUGGCUGUUUUCAUCCGUUUCGUGCCUGCUGAACACGACCCAGGCCAUAACCCUUGUCUUUGGACAGUGUCGGCAAGCAGUCCUCUCUUUCUCUCUCCGAACACUCUCAUUGGCAGUGAUCUGAGCUGUGUUCGGACAUAAUGCACAUAACCCCACCAGUCCAGUAUCAGGAGUUCACAUUAUGGACAGUUUCAAGGUACAUAGAUAUGGGGAAUUUUAUGUUUUUGUCACAUACUAGUUAGACAUUUUUUCUUUUGACAGUAGUACCUGAAAACACAUGGAUAAAGAUACAUUUUCAAAUUUUCCUUACUUAAAUGAACAACUUUUGCCAAUUACAAAUCAAAUGUUACAUCUGUCA
Molecule: messenger RNA, 1581 nt
Organism: Salmo salar (Atlantic salmon)
Lineage: Eukaryota; Metazoa; Chordata; Actinopteri; Salmoniformes; Salmonidae
Product: protein Dr1
Biological process (GO): negative regulation of transcription by RNA polymerase II; RNA polymerase II preinitiation complex assembly
Cellular component (GO): negative cofactor 2 complex
Molecular function (GO): protein heterodimerization activity; TBP-class protein binding; RNA polymerase II general transcription initiation factor activity
Source: RefSeq, a predicted model, not a curated record